Messenger RNA from Closterium sp. NIES-67, 3176 nucleotides. The record is from the annotation of a GenBank genome assembly. Lineage: Eukaryota; Viridiplantae; Streptophyta; Zygnematophyceae; Desmidiales; Closteriaceae.
AUCGAAACUCUUCGUCACUGAACUCGAAAUGGUCGGCUUUCUGCUCACAGUAAAGCAUUCCGUUCAAGCAAAGGCAGGGUGAGAGGAGGAAUGCGAAUACCCUCGGCUCCGCCCCGCACCGAAUGGACGACUCUUCCUCUCCCACACUCCGUCUCGAGAACGAUGGGGUUCUCGAGAGGCGGGAAACUAGACAGAUGGACAGCAGAGCAAUCCAUCCUUUUUGUCGUCAAUGUUCUGCGAGCCGGAAAGCUCAUGCGUGUCAGGGAGCGCAUGCAUGCUCUCGGAGGCUGGGGUUUGGCGGUAAGGGGAAACGGGACGGCCGCGUUAGGCGACGGUGGAGUGCGCCGGACGUCAUCUGUGCGGCGUUCACGAGGAGUCCAGUUGGCCUCCUUGAAACAAGCCCUCUGAAGCUGGCGUACGCUACAAAGCUCCGAAAUCUGCAGUAGCUCUAACCUGUAGUCUUCACCCCACGGCACAGCUCUCGCUAGUAGUCUUCACCACACGGGAAAUCAUGGCUCCUGCUGGAGAACCUUCCGACAAGACCUCCACGGGCGGCAAAAGCCAGCCAGGUUCGGAAGAGGACAGGCAAGCGUACUUCGCGAGAAGAGUGCUUCGUCUUUGGACAGGCGGACAAGCCACGACCAUACAGGAGCUGCUGGACAUCCGCGCCCACCGCUCCCAGUGGCUGAGGGAGCGGACGCUGGCGACGGCAGUGGGCGUGAGGAUAAAGAACGGGCGGUACACGGACCAGCCCGCCAUCCUCGCCUUCGUCUCCUCCAAGGUGCAUCCCAACUGGCUGCCUCCGGAUCGUCUGCUGCCGCCUCGUCUGGACGGGGAGGGCUCGCUGUGGUGCCACCUGGACGUGCUCGAGUUCGCCUGCCUGCCCGGUGGACAGCCAUCCGUGGACCGAGCGAGGGCGCAGGAGUUGAGCAGUGACCUCGUGGACGAUCUGCGCGGCUGCAGCGCCGUGCUUGGGCCGGGCUCGCAGGUGGCAUGUGACGGUACCUUUGCCACCAUGGGCCCUAUAGUCAUCAACAACUCAGCGCCUCAUCAGCUGGGCUUCCUCACCAACUGCCACGUGGCAGGCUCGUCCCCAGAGGAGUCGGAGGGUCGGUGCCUGUACCACCCGCACUCCCCGAGCCACGGCCCCGGCGUGCCUGUCGGGGAGGUUCGGCGCGUCGUGUCGUUCCGAAGCGACUUUGAGUGGUUCGGCUUCUACAUCAACCAAAUGCCGGACGUUCGAGUGCGCGUGGACGGGGCAUUCGCCGCCUUUGCCCCCAGCAUCCGUGUGGAUCAGAUCACCAUGCAUGCGCGGGGCGUGCCUGGGGAGGUGGGGCCACUCUUGGAGAUAUCGCCCUUGUGGCCCGUCACUGCCCUCGUCUCACACCAGGUGGCCAAGGUGGGGCGCAGCUCAGGCCUUACCUGCGGCACGGUGAUGGCGUAUGCCAUUGAAUACUAUGUGGACUGCAGGCGCGCAUAUGCCUCCGACCUCCUCAUCCGCAGCAACAAUGACGCGCCCUUUGACCUGGAGGGCGAUGCGGGCAGCACCGUCUACCUGCAGCAGGCAGUGGAGACAGGGAGCAGGAGGGUAGAGGAGGAUAGCGGGCGGGGAGAAGCGCUGGGGAGUGGGAGAGCAGAGGAGAGGAGUGGGAGAGCAGAAGAGAGGAGUGGGAGAGCAGAGGAUAGGAGGGGGAGAGCAGAGGAGAGGAGUGGGAGAGCAGGGGCAGCAGGAGAACCAGGAGCAGCAGGAGGAGCAGCAGGAGCAGCAGCAGGAGGAGGUAAUGGUGAACCGUGGGGAGGUCAACAGCCAGCGAUAGACGAUGGGGAGGCACAAGAUGAGACAGAAGGAGGGAGGAACGUGCAACGAGAGGCGGAAGGAGGGGCAGGCCUGCAUGGGGCCAGGCGUGGGGGUGGAGAGGGUGGGGAGGAGGAGGGACUAGAGGAUGGUCUUGUGGAUGGAUGCACUGGGGAAGGUGAAGGCAGCGGCGAUGGUGGGGUUGGGGGUGGUGGGAAUGGGGGUGGGGGUGAUGGUGGUGGGGGGGGAGGUGUUAGAACGGGGAGACGGAGAGGAGGAGGGGGGGACAGAAGAGGAGAGAUUCGGGGGAUGAGGAUUCGAGAGGAGGGAGUGGGAGCAGAGGCGGGAGCAGUGAUGGGAGCAGGCGCUGCAGCGGGAGGGCACACAGCAGAACGGGAGGACCUGAGGCUGGGGGGAGGAGGAAGAGGAGGAAGAGGCAGCGGCAGCAGAGGAGAUGCAGGAAGGGAAGGAGGCGCUGCACAGGAUAGAAGCACGGGCGGCGAGUGGCGGCCGUUUGCGCUGGUAUGGGGCGGCACGGGGCGGCACGGGAGGGUGACGAGGUGGAGUGGCAAGCAGCCCGAGCACUGGACCACCGCCGUGGAUCUGCACCGCCUCAUGGCGCACCUCCACGUCUCCCCCGCUCCUCCCCUCCCUCUCACGUCCAUGGCUCCCCGGCACCUGCAGGCUGCACUCGGGAGGGGUAUGGCUUCUGAUGAGUAGCUCUGGAGAGGGUGCCUCGUGAAGUACUAGAGCACUGGACCAUGGCUGUGGACUUCCACCGCCUCAUGGCCCUCCUCCACGUCUCCCCAGCACUGCCACACCUCACCGUCUCCCGGGUGCCCACAGCCCAUGCAUGGCAGUUGAGGCGGUGAGGAUUGAGGUGUUGAAUGGGACUGGAGGGGCAGGGCUUUCAUCGGGUAGCUCAGAGUACUGGACCACAACCAUGGACCUGCACUGCCUCAUGACCCACCUCUAUUUCUCCCCUGCACCUUCAAAUUCAACAGGUACCGUAGCUCGUGCUGGUCCUGGUGCUGGUGCUGGUGCUGGUGCUGGUGCUGGUGCUGGUGCUGGUGCUGGUGCUGGUGCUGGUGCUGGUGUUGGUGCUGGUGCUGGUGCUGGUGCUGCCACAGCUGCUGCUGCUGCUGCUGCUGCUGCUGCUGCUGCUGCUGUGGCUGCUGAUAGUGGUGCUGAUGGUAAGGGGUUUGAGGACAGGAAGUGCGUUGGUCCGGUGAAUGUGUAGUGCAGCUUGGAAAUGUUUGAACCUGGCAGCAGGGCUGACGUUUCAAAAAAUAGCACCCUGAGCUGUCGAAUGUGGAAAAAAAUUUACCCUGAGGGCCAAGUGUUGGAAUUUUGACUUCCCUGAUUUCUCAGUGUUUUGGAA